AUGGCUCCCACGCGUAUGAACGUGCUGGUCUACUCGGACAUUGGCAGCACCGUUGACUCAGUUCGGCAUUGCCUCUACACAUUGCGCGAAUUAUUGAGUCCUACUUAUGCAGUCAUUCCAGUCUCUGGUGAUCAGAUAAUCAAAGAACCAUGGCCUUCGAGCUGCGCCGCUGUGGUUUUUCCUGGAGGUGCCGACAAAGGUUACUGCCGCACAUUGAAUGGCGAGGGGAACCGCCGAAUUCGUCGUUUUGUGGAAGCUGGAGGAAUCUACAUCGGGUUCUGUGCUGGAGGCUAUUACGGUAGUGGAAAAUGUGAGUUCGAGGUCGGUAAUAGACUGCUCGAGGUUAUUGGCGACCGCGAACUGGCAUUCUUCCCUGGUAUUGAUCGAGGGGGUGCCUUUCCUGGCUUUGUCUACAAUAGCGAGAAGGGCGCUCGUGCGGCAGAACUACAAGUCAACAAAACUGCGCUUUCUUCAGGCGCUGUUCCAAAUGUCUUCCGGUCAUACUACAACGGUGGGGGAGUCUUCGUCGAUGCAGCCAAGCAUCGUAAUAAGGGUGUUGAGAUUCUGGCCAGUUAUACUGAAGACCUUGCUGUUGACGCCGGCGAAGGAGCAGCAGCGGCAGUGUAUUGUAAGGUUGGAGCAGGUGCUGCAUUACUGACUGGUCCUCAUCCAGAGUUCGUCUUCUGCGGCAAGCCAAUAGACGAUUGGUCACUAAUGAAGCCUAGAUUUGCCGCGGCAAAGAUGGAGAAGAAGGAAGACGUUCCUGGGUUCCAACACAUAAUCGAUGUCCUCGCUGGAGACGAAAAGCACAGGACGGAUUUCAUGAAAGCAUGCUUGACAAAACUUGGGCUCAGCGUGACUGAGGAGCAAAAUGUACCCUCCCUUUCUCACAUCCAUCUUUCCUCUCUUCAGGCAUCCAAAACCAGCGAGCUUCUGAGAUCUUUGAAGGAGAUCGUCACGAGUGAGGAAGGGGAAGAAUAUAUCGAAGACGAUAAUGACAAGUUCCACAUCAUUAAGCGAUCGGUGUGGAGCUUAGGCAGUCUCUACCAAGCUUUGCCCUCAUUAUUGAAGGACGAGAAGACUGACCAUGAUACGGGUAGUGGGAGCGACAAGGACGGGAUAGCCGACUAUAAUACCAUCACUAAGGAAGUGCUUGUUCACGAGCUUGACCAUCCCACUAUCGAAGACACUCCGUACUUCGACCACGAGUCUUAUUACAACAACGUCUCCCUUUUUAAUACAGCAACGCCAGGUGCCCAAUCAAGCUUCGGCCAUCAUCUGCUCUAUGGAGAAGUCCUAACAAGCACCAACACGCUUCUCGAAAAGAAUACACAGCUCCUCCGCCGUCUCCCAACCGGCUUCACCGCUGUCGCAACUUCUCAGCUUGCAGGCCGUGGUCGUGGUUCCAACGUGUGGGUCUCGCCGCCAGGCUCGCUAAUGUUCAGCAUAGUGAUCCGACAUCCCAUGUCAUUGAUGCAACAGGCACCUGUGGUCUUCGUGCAGUAUCUGGCCGCUCUCGCGAUCAUCGAGGGAGUCAAAUCCUGUGACAAGGACCUCUAUAAAGACAUACCCAUCAGACUCAAAUGGCCGAACGACAUCUACGCUCUCAAUCCCGCCAGAGCCGCCUCAACUUCAUUCUCCAUCACCGACACAGCCAACGAGAGCAUCAAGUCCACCAUCAACCAAGACCAAUACAUCAAAAUCGGCGGCAUCCUAGUGAACUCGCACUACAACGCGCAAGACUACAUAGCCGUCUGCGGCAUCGGCCUCAACCUCUCCAACAACGCUCCCACCACCUCCCUCAACGCCUUGCUCCCAUUCCUUCCGACCCAAACAACACAGACUCCACCGCCACCCCUGGCCCCGGAAAAACUCCUCGCCUCGAUCCUCACCUCCUUCGACCGCCUCUACACCCGUUUCCUGCGCACGGGAUUCGACGACCACUUCCUCGACAUGUACUACGCGCACUGGCUGCAUCAGGACCAGACCAUCACCUUGGAAGCGGAAGAGGGACAGCCUCGCGCCAGGAUCAGGGGUCUCAGCCAGGAUUACGGAUUGCUGGUCGCGGAAGAGGUCGAAGAAGUCGUUGGCAGGGCAGGGGAGUGGAGAGGCACAGGAAGACUGUGGAAGCUGCAGAGUGAUUCGAAUUCUUUUGAUUUUUUCAGGGGCUUGGUGAGGAGGAAGUUGUGA
This is a messenger RNA of Endocarpon pusillum Z07020, 2190 nucleotides long. RefSeq lists its product as uncharacterized. The record is from RefSeq and is a predicted model, not a curated record. Gene Ontology annotation, cellular component: cytoplasm. The transcript is spliced from 2 exons. Gene Ontology annotation, biological process: protein modification process. Bases 1 to 2190 code for a protein of 729 amino acids. Gene Ontology annotation, molecular function: biotin--[biotin carboxyl-carrier protein] ligase activity. Lineage: Eukaryota; Fungi; Ascomycota; Eurotiomycetes; Verrucariales; Verrucariaceae.